AUGUACCGUGAGAGUUUGCUUGGCGUUGCCCUCGCGUCAACGCUGGCGGAGUUGGGGUCUGUGUGUCACCUAACUGAGGGGCAGAAGGAACAGCUGUGGGACAUCUUCGAUGCAGCCAUGGAUCGCACUCUGGCAGAUGUGCCGGUGAUGUCACAGGUGCGUGUGUUCGCACCACCUCCGUCGCUCCUCGCCGAGAGCAGUGACAGCGGCUGUGGUGGCGGCGAUGCGGCGCCACUUUCGACGACGCCGAAGCGCAUGAUGUUUCCUGCUCCCACCGCCCCGCCUGCAGCUGAGGCAUCGGUGGUGCCGCGUUGUAAUGUGGUGGACGACGGCACAACAUAUCCUGUUUACCGUGCGCACGAUGGGAUGUGGACGAUUCUCCUCAAGGGGCCAACUGUGGAGGUGAAAGACGGCAGUGGCUGCAGUGAGACAAUCCACCUGGACUACCUCAAGGUGCAUCUCAAAGAUGUUGCAGCGACAGAAACUGCGGGAGCAACUUCAUCAACUUCAAUGGUAGCGACAGGGAAGAAAAGGCGGCGUUAG
Molecule: messenger RNA, 543 nt
Organism: Trypanosoma grayi
Lineage: Eukaryota; Euglenozoa; Kinetoplastea; Trypanosomatida; Trypanosomatidae
Exons: 1
Coding region: 1-543 (180 amino acids)
Biological process (GO): transcription initiation at RNA polymerase II promoter
Cellular component (GO): transcription factor TFIIA complex
Source: RefSeq, a predicted model, not a curated record